AGUAGAAACAGAGGCACCAUUCACCACAGAAGAAGAAACUGUAGCACCUGCACAUAUUCCUGAAGAAGAAAUCCAUGAACCGAUAGAAACAGAAGCACCUGUUACUGCUGAAGAAGGAACGGUUAAACCUGAACAUAUUCCAGAAGGUGAACUUCACGAACCAGUUGAAACUGAGGCAUCAAUUACCCCAGAAGAAGGAACUGCAGCACCUGAACACAUUCCAGAAGAAGAAAGUCAUGAACCAAUAGAAACAGAAUCACCUACUAUUGUUGAAGCCAAACCAGAAGAUGAGGAACAUGAAGCCGAAACAUCCGCACCUGAACAUAUCCCAGAAGGUGAAGAACAAGAGCCAGCACAUACCGAGCCAUCUAUUACCUCCGAAGAAGGUACAUCUGCGCCUGAACAUAUCACAGAAGGAGAAGUUAAACAGACUGAGGAACCUAUUGUUUCUGAAGAAGGAACUGCCGCUCCAGAACAAACGAUGCAAACGGAAGCACCUGAAACACCAGUCAUUCAUAUAGAUGUGACAUCUUCGCCUGAACAAAUUCCAGAAACUGCUGAACACGUCACCGAAGUUAAGGCCGAAGAGCAUGUUGAAACUGAAUUACCUGUUACUCAAGAAGAAGGAACAUCCGCUCCAGUUGCCAUUCCAGAGGAAGACCAACAAACCGAGGUGCAGGAACCUAUCUCAGAACAUACUGUGCAACCUGAGUCGCAAACCCCAGAAGAAUUGUAUACAUCCGGACCAGCAGUUCCUACUGAAGCAGUUCCAACCGUCACAGGAGAAGAAUUAUACACAUCGAGACCAACAGUUUCAACAGAAAGUGGCGCCGAAGAGGAAAUGGAAAUUACGCACGUCACAGAAUCCGAUGCCAGCGUGAAAUUGCCAGAAUCUGGUGAACACGUUACAGAACACAAACCUGAAGAUAUUCCAGUUAUUCAGGAAGAAAGUAAACCAAUCGAAGAAGGAUCUGGAAGUCCUCCAACCGAAGAGAAUAUUAUCGUAGAUGAUACCGAAGCAUCUGGUGAUGAGGAACCAGAAAGCUUCACAGAUGGAAAUGUACCAGUUAUAUCUACCGAUAAAUACGAGCCAGAAACUAUCGAAGAAGAAUUUACUCCGAUGACUCCAGAAGUGGAAUCUGAAAUUACUAAACAACCUGAACAAGAACCGAUCGUCACGGAACUUCCCGAAAAGGCUACGGAAAUGGUAGCUGAAGAAAUCACUGAAGGUAUUUUGCAUGAACCUGUUGAACCUGAAGUCACCGAAGAAGAGGAAGAAAAACCAGUCGAAGGAAUUACCGAAAGUGACCAAGAAGCAGUUACUCCAGAAACAGAAAAGUCCAGUGAAAAACCGGUCGAAGAAAUUACUGAAGAAUCUGUCGUAUCCGACGAUAAACCAUCAGUCACUGAGCUUCCAUCCGAAGAAGAAAUUACUCAACAAUCUAGCAUGACGGAACAACCAGAGGAUGAAAUUACUGAAGUUGAAUCUGAAGAACCGAUUGUCAGUGAGAAACCAGAAAAGUCUACAGAAGAACCACAAGCUGUAAUUACUGAAGAACCAGCAGUUGUUACACCUGAAAGUGAAAUCGUCACGGAGCAAGUCAAAGAAUAUACCGAAAAACCAGUUGAAGCAAUUACUGAGGGAGAUUUACAGGAACCUGCAGUUUCUGAAGAGGAGCCCACUGUCACCGAACAACCGGAAGACUAUUCGCAUAAGCCAGAAGAAGAAAUUGGUAGCGGUGAAUUGCAAGAACCAAUUACUGAAGAGGGUGAACAUGAAGAAGACCUGCAAAAACCUGCAACAGAAAUGAACUUAACCGAGCAACCGAAGGAAGGAAUUACAGAAGAAACGAGUAAACCAGACAAAGAAUACAGCGAAGAAUCUGCCACCAAGGAAACAGAAAUUGCCACCGAAUUGCCAAAGGAGACUGAAGUGCAAACAGAGGGUGAACAUGUUAUUCCUGGAGAAGGCAGUUGUCUCGUCGAUGGUCAAACUUAUGCGAAUAACACCAGCGUACCAACAAUUAAUCAUUGCCAAACUUCGUGCAAAUGCAUUAGUUCCAUAUUGCAAUGCGAAUCUGUCACGUGUUCUCCAGCUCCAUCGAACUUGCAAAAUUGCAUGCCAGUCUACCACGGUCCAGAUAGUUGUUGUCCUACAUAUAGUUGCAGUGUACCUACUCAAGAAGAGAUGGAAUCCGAUAGUCACAAAGUGGACGAAGAGACCGAAACUCCAAUUGAAAGCAGCACUGAUGAUUUAGAAAAGCAAUCAACUGAAAAGCCUGAAGAAUAUGGUAUCACCGAGCCUGCUGUUGAGAUUCCAGAACAUGAGACUGAAGCCGUUGUAGCAGAAGAUGAAGUUAAACAAGAACAUGAGACUGAAGUGCCUUCGACUGUAGAAGGUGAGACUGCAACUGAAAAGAGCAGUGAAACUGAAGCACCUACCGUUGCUGUCGAUAUUACUGAGAGCGGAUCAACUGAACCAGAAUCAGUUCCUCAACAACCAAUUGUGCCUACUGAACCGUGCCCAGAAGGAGCAGUCUGUGAACCAACCCAAUCAAUUCCAGUGCCUAUUCAACCGUGCCCAGAAGGAUCUGAUUGUGGAACGCGACCAACGGAACCGUGCCCAGAGGGUGCCAUCUGCGGAGCUGACAUCCCAGUACAACCUUGUCCAGAGGGAACUUCUUGUGACCAGAAACCAGUUGAACCUUGUCCGGAAGGUGCCGUUUGCGAACCAACUCAAUCGAUCCCAGUGCCCGUCCAGCCAUGCCCUGAAGGAUCUAUUUGCGACCAACAACCAACGGAACCUUGUCCAGAAGGAGCCAUUUGCGAACCAACCCAAUCGAUCCCAGUACAGUUGGGCGGACAACAGCCAACCGAACCAUGCCCAGAAGGUGCCAUCUGCGAACAAACACCACAAAAACCAGUGAGCAUUCCAGAAAAACCGUGCCCAGAGGGAACUGUUUGUGAAACUGUAGAACAAGUCCAAACACCGGAAUGCAAAGAAGGAACUGAUUGCAAGGACUCCAAUAUUCCUGUCGCCGAAUGCAAAGAAGGCGAAUGCCAACCGGAAAUAUCCGAACCGGCAAUCGUUCCCGUCUGCGAAGGUGAAUUGUGUCAACUACCACAGCAACCAACUGAAACACAAACCAUGAAAUCGAUGGAACCAGAGGAAGAAAUCAUUACUGAAAAGACCGUGACCGAAUCCGAGAUGGAAUACGUAACCGAAGGCGUAUCACACACCGGACAACCAAUGGAAUCUGCCGAACACGUAACAGAAAAGAAACCAGAGGAAGAAAGCGUAACUGAAAUUUCCGUAGAAAAAGAAACAUCUUCUCCUGAAAGCAAACCAGCCACUGAACCAAUUAUAUCUGAAGAAGAUAAACAUGUAACCGACGCUCCAGUUACUUCAGAGGAAGAAACUGUCACUGAGCAAGUUGAAACUGGAACUGAAAAGGAGAGACCAGUGGAAUCGGUCACUGUUCACGACAUUAAAGAGCAGCCUGAAUUAGAUGAAUCGCACACCGAAUACACACCUAAAGAAUCUGAUAAGGAGACGCCAGAAGGUCAAACUGAAUAUGCUCCAAUGGAACAAGAAAAGGAAAAGCCAGAAGUAUCUGUUGUUGAAACUGCUGAGAAACCGACAGAAGUUGAAACAGAACAAGCUGUUACUGAAAUGGAAGAAGUACAACCCGAACAUAUCGCAACUGAAUCUGGAGUAGAACAACAACCUGAAACGGAGCAUACGCCAACUGAAGCUGAACAAGAACAACCUGAACAUGUACCAACUGAAGCUGGAGAAGAAAAAGAACCUGAACAAGUAGCAACUGAAGCUGCUGAAGAACAACCCGAACAUGUUCCAACUGAAGUUGGAGAAGAAAAAGAACCAGAAAUUAGACCAACAGAAGUCGUAGAACAAGAACCAGAACAUGUAACAACUGAAGCUGGAGAGGAACAAUUACCUGAACACUUGCCCACUGAAAGUGAAUUAGAACAUGAAGGUGAACAGGUGCCGACUGAUGCUGGAGAGGAGCAACAACCUGAGCAUGAACCAACUGAAGCUGAAGAAGUACAACCUGAACAUGUACCGACUGAAGCUGCAGAAGGUGAACAACCUGAACAUGUACCAACAGAAGCACCAGAACAAGAACCAGAACAUGUACCAACAGAAUCUGAAAGUGAACAAGCUGAACAUGUACCUACAGAAUCUGAAGGUGAAGUAGAAAAAGAACCAGAGCAUGUACCAACAGAAGGCGAACAACCUGAACAUGUACCAACAGAAGCACCAGAACAAGAACCAGAACAUGUACCAACAGAAUCUGAAGGUGAACAACCUGAACAUGUACCAACAGAAUCUGAAGGUGAAGUAGAAAAAGAACCAGAACAUGUACCAACAGAAUCUGAAGGCGAACAAGCUGAACAUGUACCAACAGAAGCACCAGAAC
This is a messenger RNA of Nicrophorus vespilloides, 4442 nucleotides long. RefSeq names its product titin-like. The record is from RefSeq and is a predicted model, not a curated record. NCBI's taxonomy places the organism in Eukaryota, Metazoa, Arthropoda, Insecta, Coleoptera, Silphidae. The annotation marks the transcript as partial. The transcript has 4 exons.